Messenger RNA from Hordeum vulgare subsp. vulgare (domesticated barley), 396 nucleotides. RefSeq names its product protein SRC2 homolog. NCBI's taxonomy places the organism in Eukaryota, Viridiplantae, Streptophyta, Magnoliopsida, Poales, Poaceae. The transcript has a single exon. The coding region runs from base 1 to 396 and encodes 131 amino acids. The record is from RefSeq and is a predicted model, not a curated record.
AUGGUGAGACUGGGGCCUCUGGCCGCGCAGCACGCGGGGGCGUUCGCCCGCGACCUGCGGCUGGGAAGCCCCGCAGCGCUCGUGGCCUUCGUCGUCGUCGCGACGGUGGCGGUGGCGGCGUUCGGCUGCGCCAAGGGGGCCAGGAAGCUGCGCCGGCAAGACAAGAACAAUGUCUACUACUACAGCCAGGGGUACUCGCCGCCGCCUCCCGCCGGGGCGUAUGGAUACCCGGCGCAGCAGCCGCCGCCCGUCGACACCGGGGAGAAGCAGGGGCGCAUGGGCGGUGGCGCGGGGCUCGCUCUCGGUGCUGGCGCUGGCCUGGCCACCGGCGUCAUCGCCGGCUCGGCGCUCAGCUCCGGGUGCGGCGGGGGUUGCGGUGGUGGCUGCGGCGGUUGA